ACCCGCAGAGUGUCCGAAACUGGAAAACAAAGCCCGGAAUUUGAAGAAACCUUCAAUUUUCUUUCAUUUAGACGCCUUAGACUUUCAUGCCGUGUUGGAAAAACGUUGCCCGGCGAGUUCUUUUUCAAAUUUGUGUCCGGGAAGUAGCGGGUCGAGAGGGUUGUUUAUCUGUAGUAAGGGGAUUUUGAAACCGCCCCCCGUGCCCCAUUUCCUUGGCUGUUUGCAGCUUUUCGUUGGAUUCUCCAUGUUGGAGCAAUAGCGAGGUCUUUGCAAGGACCCGGGACUGGUCCUUUUCUUUUUUUUUUUUUUUCUUUUUUUUUCUCCUUAAAUAAAUAAUAUCAAAAAAGGGAAAUAAAAAAAAAGCGAACUGGAAAAAAAAAUAAAAGGAAUAAAAAGAAAAACUGGAACUGGACGCAAUUAAGAAGUAUAAAACACACUUACCUGUUUAAAAAGAAGAAAAUAAUAAUAAUAAUAAUAUACGGCGUUGGUGGGCUGUGCAUUAGUUAGAUGGAAAGGUCUGUAAUAUGUCAAGUGCAGAAGGAAGACACGGUUCUGCCAUCUAAACAAGGCCUGGUUAAGAAAUCCUCCCCCACCAAGCCUCGAAGCCGCAAUAUCUUCAAAGCUCUGUUCUGUUGCCUCCGAGCACAGAAUGCACCGCAGCCUCCCCCUUGCCAGGACCACUUGCUGCAGACCGAGGAGAACGGCUCGGUUGCUAAGUCUGAUCUGCUUCAAACACUACGUUACCAGUAUUACCAAAUCCCAGGUACAUGCCUCCUGCCCGAGGUGACCCUGCAGGACCAGGGCAAGGUGUGCGUGGUGAUCGACCUGGACGAGACACUGGUGCACAGCUCCUUCAAGCCAAUCAGCAAUGCGGACUUCAUAGUGCCUGUGGAGAUCGAGGGGACGACACAUCAGGUAUACGUGUUGAAGAGACCUCAUGUGGACGAGUUUCUAAGGAGAAUGGGAGAGUUAUUUGAAUGUGUUUUAUUCACUGCCAGCUUAGCAAAGUAUGCGGACCCGGUGACUGACCUCCUGGAUAAGCACGGCGUGUUCCGGGUGCGACUCUUCAGGGAAUCCUGUGUCUUCCACCAGGGCUGCUACGUGAAGGACCUGAGCAGGCUGGGCCGGGACCUGGGCAGGACUCUCAUCCUGGACAACUCGCCCGCCUCCUACAUCUUCCACCCCGAGAACGCCGUCCCGGUGGUCUCCUGGUUUGAUGACCUGGAGGAUGUUGAGCUGCUGAACUUGAUCCCUGUCUUUGAGGAGUUGAGCCAGGCAGAGAACGUUUACACCGGGCUGGCCCACCUGAGGACUCCAUGACAUUAAAAAAAAAAAAAAAAAAAAACACCUUAAGAAAAUACAUCAACAGCACAAGAAACCCCCCCACUGUGCCUUUUAAUAUUUCCAAAAGAGACAGCGCUCCGAGGGAGCCCUCCUGGUGAAACCUCUUUCUCUACUGCUACUUAGUAUUUCUUUAAAAAAAAUAUUAUUCUUCAUUAUUUUGUAUUGUUCUUGUGGGUGUUGUUUUAUUGACCGGGGUUUUGUGUGGAAAGUUUAAGAGCAAUAUGAGGAAACACAGCCAUAUUAAAAAAAAAAAAAAAAAAAAAAAAAAAAAAAAGUUUCAAACUUUCAGCCAAACAUGAACCUCUUCCGAGUAAUCUAGAAGUAUUGUGAAUACAUCACAGUGCAAUUGAAAAGCUACAGCUAACAGCCUGUCUCUUGACAUGUUGUUUAAGCAGACACGUUUGGGAUUGCAGGCUCACUGGCAGAAAUUGAUCAAUAAAAGAAAUGCUCUAAAAAGCGUUUGGUGCCAGAUGCUGGAGACAGCUGACAGUUUAACCUUUUGAGCUGCGAGACAAUUAACUCUGCUAUCAGGAACAUAUCGACACAGACCCUCUGUGCAAUGGCUGCAGAUUGGAUCACUAGACCGCAGGGAGGUAGGUUCCAGUUUGAUACUGGAAGGAGAUUUGCAGACUGUGGCUUAUGGUGCCGAUGGAAAUGUGCUGUUAGUUUCUUAUUGGAAACAAUAUCUAGGCUACUAUAAUUAGGUGUGGGUGGAUAAUGUGAGUGCAGUGUUAUAUUGUGGUGAAGACAGACCACUCCUUAGGUGGUGAGGGAGCAGAUUAGUCUCCAAGCUACAAGCCUGCUCUGGACUAAAGGGAGCACCCUUUCUCUUAGGGGAGGGAGGUAGCAGUUCAGUCUCCAUGCCUCAAGCCUGCCCUGGACUGGAGGGAGCACCCUUUCUCUUAGGGGAGGGAGGGAGCAGUUCGGUCUCCAUGCCUCAAGCCUGCUCUGGACUGGAGGGAGCACCCUUUCUCUUAGGGGAGGGAGGGAGCAGUUAUAUAGAAUGGAUAUAUUUUUUCUGACUUCCUUACUGGAUUGUUCCUUUCUAGAUACAGUUCUAGAUUUCUAUUGGGACCAAAACUGUAGUUCGGAAUAUUAGCAGUGCUGUAAAGAGAUGAACGGUCUCAGACAGGUUGCUGGAUGUUAGUGAUCUGAGUGUUUUAAAGUAGUUAAGAAGUGAGAACGUCAAGUAGUUUGAUCUCGACGGACAAGCCAACUGGCCCGGUGCUGAGCCUGUGUUUUCUGAUGCUGAUCUUGCGUGAUGUAUUUUUUUUGCCUUAAGUGUUGAGUGCCAGUGAAGUUUACCUGUGGGGCACACGUAGUUUUAAAAGGGAACGGAAUGAUAGUAGGCGGGAUAAAAGGCUGCGAAUCCCUGUGAUGGUUUAGACUGGAAAAUGAGAUGCUUGCUCAGAGGCUCUGCAGAAUCGCUUCUUAAAGGAAGCUGAAGUCUUCACACUUGAUGGCAGUGGUGGGGUGCACGUAACUGUGGUGUGCCGUGUGUAUUCAUGAGCAUGAUCAACUGAACCAGGCAUCUGGAAACACAUCAGAUGGGUUGCUGCACAAACCUUUGAUUGGCUGAAAGGACUAUUGAAAUCCAAAAUGCAGAGGAGAGGUUCAUACCUGCUAUAGUAGGAAAGUGUGGCACCAUUAUUUCUGAUACAAACAGUGUAAAAACACAAACACAACACUUUUUUUCCCCCCUAGAUAUUCCUUUGGCCACCUGAAACAGCUUCCUUAGAAAUCCUGAAACACUUUUUUUUCUUAGUAGUUUUGUAUCGUUUUUAAGAUGUAGUUUCAUUUGUUUCUUUUACUUGUGCGGCCUUUAAGCCAAAAAUAUCAAAUGCUGCACAAUUAUCUGUCUCUGCUCGAGAGAAGCCGAGGACUGAAAUGCAGGCAGGGGGUGUUCAGGUCAGUUUUGAAAUUCUCUCCCCUCUCUUUCUUUCUCUGAUCAUCACUAAUGCCAUUUUCCGUCACCUUUUUAUGACCUUAAAAUUUACCAAAUUAAAAAAAAAAAGUCUUAAAGUGAUGUUAUGGGGGAGAGAUACCUCCUUUUUUUGUUUUUUGUUUGCUGUCAACUCUCUGAAUGAUGCCUUAACAGAAUGGGUUGAUGAUGGUUUGUUUACAGAGGUUGUGAAACUAGCGCCAUUGUGGCUCUAACAUGGAGUUAGCACUAUAAUAAAACCAUAGAGCCGCUGGAGCCACAAUGGCAGACACCGGGGUGCAGUUUAUAUUACUACUAACUAUUCUAUUAAGUUUAUAAUGCUGGGCUAUUUGCAUAGAUCGCUAAAGCUAUCUCAUAUCUUGGGUGUAAAGUCUUAAAUAGCUUAAUAGAAAGAGUCAAAAUUGACACUAUUUUUUAUAUCUAUGAAUCCUAAGAAAAGACGGUUUUGUGGUGGUCUUUUUAUAUAUAUAUAAUUAUCUGUUACAUCUUUGAUUCUGACAAAGCAGUUUGUAGAUGGGUUUCUGGUUUUACAUUAUGUCUAUGCUGAAAAUGCAGUGUAAAUUAGCAGCGAGACAGCAGUGGCGUUGAUGCAUUGUGGACUGGACAGCGGUCUUCUAAGACAAGGUAGUGUUGUGUGGUGCAAUAUACACGUCAGAGUUUGCACGCCAUGUUAAUGAGACCGGGGAGAGAAAUUAGCAGGAAGCCUGACACCUAGUGGUGAGUUUUAGAAUGGUCAUUUGUCCUCGGUGUAUCUGACAGUAUUUACUAAACUUUAACUCAAUUUUUUUAAAGUAAACGAUAUAUAAAAUGUUUUAAACCGUUUUCUAAACUUUUUCUUGAGUACAUUUUAAAUUGUAUUUAUAGUUAUCCUUCUAAAUUGUGUGUUAAUGAUGUUAUAAUUAACUGCAAACCAAUGGGAAUUUUAAAAAAGGCUAUGUAUUUCUGCAAGGGAUUUCUACAUUAUAAAUAUAUUUUUUUAACUCUCGA
Messenger RNA from Acipenser ruthenus (sterlet), 4273 nucleotides. Its product is annotated as carboxy-terminal domain RNA polymerase II polypeptide A small phosphatase 2-like. Gene Ontology annotation, molecular function: RNA polymerase II CTD heptapeptide repeat phosphatase activity. The record is from RefSeq and is a predicted model, not a curated record. NCBI's taxonomy places the organism in Eukaryota, Metazoa, Chordata, Actinopteri, Acipenseriformes, Acipenseridae. The transcript has 8 exons. Bases 508 to 1320 code for a protein of 270 amino acids.